AGGAAACGCUCAAGGGAUGAAGAUUAUUCUAACAUACUCCGAAAGGUUAAAAAGUUAGAAGCAAAAUUAAGGCGUCGGCGCCGUUCAUUUUCUACAUCGUCUGAGAGUGACUACGAGCAUCGACGUUAUUAUGAAAUGGACAAUAUGGAUAUUCAAGGAGAUGAAAUCAUAGAUUUGGACGAAGUGGGUGUUCAUUCUCAGCCUACCCACAAUGAGAUAGAUUACGCCGCCCCCUACCCGCCGCCGCCAUCGCCUUCGAGCGCGCAGCCCGCAUCGUUCGCGGAGCGCGUACCGUCAGCGCACGCCGCGCCCGCGCCCGCGCCCCUCGCGCAAGCGGCGCCGCCCGGUGCAUUGUCUGCGCCGACCGUACCGCCACAGUCCGAGCCGUGCGCCCUAAGUGCGCUCGCUGAGUGUUCUGCGCCGCCCGUGACGAGUGCGCCGCCUAUGCAAGAUGACGUUCCAACUGCGCCUAGUGCGCCGUCUAAUGUGAUGUAUAACCAAACUCCUAAUAUUAACUGUAUAUCGAAGAUAAAUACAGACGAGGCUCUUACAGAUGAACAUGAAGUUUACACCAUUACGCCCUGCAUACAGGCCGCCUGCAACACAGUUUCAGCGGGGAGCUUUAAACUCGAGGGGGGCGCCGCCGCGCAUACCUGCAGCGACCGAGCCGCGGCCGACCCACGCGCCCGCGCCCCACCGGCCGUACCGCCAGCAGGAGCGCCGCCCGCCGCCAGCGCCGGCGCCGAGGGGUCGCCGCUACAGCAGCUACACGCGGCACCAGCACUACCAGCGCACGGGCAGGCGUUAGCAGAGGAUCUCCAGGGAGAUCUUACAAUGAGUGCUUAA
Leguminivora glycinivorella is the source of this 846-nucleotide messenger RNA. Its product is annotated as proline-rich protein 36-like. The coding region runs from base 136 to 846 and encodes 236 amino acids. The transcript has 4 exons. The record is from RefSeq and is a predicted model, not a curated record. Lineage: Eukaryota; Metazoa; Arthropoda; Insecta; Lepidoptera; Tortricidae.